This is a messenger RNA of Patiria miniata (bat star), 505 nucleotides long. RefSeq names its product bifunctional coenzyme A synthase-like. The record is from RefSeq and is a predicted model, not a curated record. Lineage: Eukaryota; Metazoa; Echinodermata; Asteroidea; Valvatida; Asterinidae. Gene Ontology annotation, molecular function: dephospho-CoA kinase activity. Bases 62 to 505 code for a protein of 147 amino acids. The transcript has 3 exons. Gene Ontology annotation, biological process: coenzyme A biosynthetic process.
AGUACAGGCUUGAGCUGUGGAGCAGAAGAGAAGAUUACAGUCAGGUGUGACAGACAGAUCCAUGCUGCAACGGAAAACACUACCAGAGUUGAUCCAGCCAAUGGAUGCUCGCAUCGCGUCUGUCCGUGACUUCAUCCACGAUAUCAAACCACGCAUCUUACAGUCAGACUCCAUCGUGCCCAUCACGGAUCCUUACAGCCCCAGCGUAGUGGAUCCAGACAUGAGAAGCAUUGUGGUCAGUGAGGAGACCAAGAAAGGUGGAGAUGCUGUCAAUAGGGUCAGACAGCAAAAGGGUCUGUGUGUACUAGACGUACAUGAGAUAUCUCUAGUAGAGGACAUCAAUCAUGCUGCACAUGAAGAAGCCAAGAUAAGUUCCUCAACACAAAGGAUUGGACUCCUGGGAACACUGCUCAAGCAACCCACUGUGAGUUUUGAGGCUAAAAGUGAAACCCUUUUCUGCAGAGUGUCAAGGUUUCGUUGUAUGGCUAUGCUAACCACAGAAUAG